GCAAUCAGAUGGCAAUGAUAUUUGAAACUCUAAGCCGGAUAUCAUAAAAAUGAAAUCUUUUAUAAUUUUUCAAGUAAUUUAGUUAGUGGGAAGAGUUGAAGCGAUCGUGCCGGCCUCAAUGUUGGACUUGAGCAUUCAACAAACCAAUUUCUCUCUCUCCCUAAAGUUGUUGUCAGCUCCAUUUUGAGUUUCACAUAGUGGAGGUGCUGGUGCGUGGAAAAGAUGGCUUCUUUGGGGAGAACAUCUCACAAGCCUGAGAGGCCCCGGCCAUUGUCGUCGCCGUCUUCUGCUUCUCUGACCUCUCCUUUGAGAAAUAAUGGUGGAGGCGUUGCUCAGGCGCAGCCGCAUUCUGUCCGCUCCAAAGCAGCGUCGUCGUCCAAUUCCAGACGCUCUGUCACGCCAACGUCAAGAACUCCUCGCUCUCUCCCUCUUGAUUAUGACCAAGAAUCUGAAAGAGUGAGAGUUGCUGUCAGAAUCCGACCUAAAAAUGCCGAGGAUCUCUCUGAUGUCGAUCAUGCUGAUUGCGUGGAACUUCAGCCUGAGCUCAAAAGAUUGAAGUUGAGGAAAAACAACUGGAGUUCUGAGUCUUACAGAUUUGAUGAAUUAUUAACUGAAAGUGCUUCUCAAAAGCGUGUAUAUGAGGCAGUAGCAAAGCCUGUCGUUGAGAGUGUGUUGGAUGGAUAUAACGGCACAGUUAUGGCUUAUGGCCAGACAGGCACCGGCAAGACUUACACACUUGGCCGGAUGGGAAAAGAUGAUGCAUCGGAGCGUGGAAUAAUGGUUAGAGCUUUGGAGGACAUAUUGGCGGGAACAUCAGCAUCAGACACUGUGGAAGUCUCUUAUUUGCAGUUAUACAUGGAGUCUAUUCAAGAUUUACUUGCUCCGGAAAAGACAAACAUUCCGAUUGUUGAGGAUGCAAAGACCGGAGAAGUAUCGGUGCCUGGAGCCGAAAUAGUUAAAAUACGGAAACUCGAGCACUUCUUGCAACUAAUGCAACUUGGAGAGGCUAACCGUCAUGCGGCCAAUACAAAGAUGAAUACAGAAUCUUCACGUAGCCACGCAAUUCUCAUGGUAUAUAUCCGUAGAUCUGCAAAUGAGGACGAAGAAACUAACCAAGAAACAGGUAUGGCAGCAGGUAGACAAGGCCAUCAUGUGUUGACUAUCCGGAAAAGCAAGCUGCUGAUAGUGGAUCUUGCAGGAUCCGAGCGAAUAGGCAAAUCAGGGAGUGAAGGCCACGUACUCGAGGAGGCCAAAUUCAUCAAUCUUUCUCUUACUUCACUUGGGAAAUGCAUAAAUGCACUAACUGAAAAUAGUCCACAUAUACCAAUUAGAGAUUCAAAACUAACAAGAUUGCUUCGUGAUUCAUUUGGAGGUUCUGCAAGAACUUCACUCAUUAUAACAAUCGGACCAUCUUCUCGUCAUCAUGCAGAAACUGCAAGCACUGUAAUGUUUGGACAACGGGCCAUGAAAGUUGUAAACACAGUGAAGCUGAAAGAAGAAUUUGAUUACGAAAGCUUAUGCAGGAAGCUGGAGACUCAAGUCGAUUAUCUUUCUGCAGACAUUGAUCGGCAACAAAGGUUGAGAGAGAACGAAACAAAUGAAUUGAAGAAGUUGCUAAAAGAGUUCGAAAAUUCUUCUGCUGAAGCAGAAAAGAAAUUUUCUGUUAGAGCUGAGUUACUACAGAAGGAAAAUACUCAUUUAACGUCAAAAAUAAAAGAACUGCUCCAAGAACUAGAUAAUCAGAAGGAAGAAAACAAAGUAUUGAUCGAUGAGGUAGCUCGCUUGGCAACGAGUUUAAAGGAUAUUAAGUGCUUGGAGGAGGAAAACGAUCGUCUGGAACAUGAUUUGACUGAUGCUAUGAAUGAUCUGAAACACCAAAAAGAUCAAAACAUUAUCUUGUGUGACAAGGUUGCACGUCUAGAGAUGAAUUCCCAGCACGACAAGCAAAAGCAGCUAGAGGAUUCAGCAUAUCAGAGAAUACUUGCUGAUACAACCCAAAUGUAUGAGGAGAAAAUAGCUGAUUUGACUAAUAAGAUACAAGAAGAGAACGCUCAAAACAGUAGUGCUGAAGAAGAAAUAGAGAAGCUGAAGAAGCAAGUAGCUGAUUGUCAUCGAUUGCUUGAGGAAAGUCAGGUCGAGAACUCCAGAUAUCGCAAAGCACUUGCGGACACCACGAAGAUGUAUGAAGAGAGAAUAGAGUCAUUAAAUCAACGGGUUGAAGAUGAACGUUUACAUGCUGGCGAGCUUAAAGAAGAGUUGAAUUCAACGAAAAACCUUCUUCGUGAGCAUCAAAAUUCAUCCAAGGUUGGGGCAGAGAAAGAGAUGGGUGAGCUACGAAUAAGAUUGCAAGAAGUGCACCAGCUGCAUGAGGCAACUACCGAUGAACUUAGAUUAUUACACAUACAAAAUAAGAAUCUAGAAUCAGAAAAGGCGAUACUUAAAAAUGAACUUUGUGCAGUCAGAUUAACACUUCAAGAAGAGGAAAAACUAAGAAAAGAAGCUGAAACAGAGCUAAUUCACUUAAUAAAGGGUGUACCAGAAAGUGAAGAUGGCUUUGAGGAAAAGGUACCUUACGUGAAUGAGAAUAUAACCAAGUCUUCAGCUUUACGCAGUCCACAAAGCUCACACAAGUCUAGCCGGUCAAGAGAAACUAUCCUCAACCAAAGAAAUACAAUUACUAAAAUAUGUGAGGAAGUUGGUCUCCAAAAGAUAGUGUCACUGUUAGAGUCUGAAGAUUUAGAUGUUCAAACUCAUGCAGUCAAAGUUGUUGCGAACCUUGCAGCUGAAGAUAUCAAUCAGGAAAGAAUCGUACAGGAAGGUGGUUUAGAUGCCUUGCUUAAGUUAGUGGAGUCGUCACAGAACACGACGAUACUGAGAGUUGCUUCUGGUGCCAUAGCAAAUUUAGCAAUGAAUGAGAUGAAUCAAGGUUUGAUAACAAAUAGAGGAGGCGCUAAACUUCUAGCCACUGCAGCUUCCAGAACCGACGAUCCUCAAACUCUUCGGAUGGUUGCUGGGGCUAUUGCAAAUCUAUGUGGAAAUGAAAAGCUGCACAUGGUUUUGAAAGAAGAUGGAUCCAUCAGAGCUCUAUUAGGAAUGACGAGAUUGGGGAACACUGAAGUGGUUGCUCAGGUUGCGAGAGGUUUGGCUAACUUCUCCAAGUGUGAGUCGAGAAGAAUCAUGAAAGGACAUUGGAGGGGUCGUUCGUUACUAAUGGAAGAUGGAGGUCUGUCGUGGUUGGUUGCCAACUUGAAGACAGCGUCUGCCUUGACCAGACGCCACUUGGAACUUGCCAUUUGCCAUUUAGCUCAAAAUGAGGACAAUGCAAGGGAUUUCAUAAACUGUGGAGGGGUAAAGGAGUUGGUUGAGAUCUCCAACGAGUCGAGCAGAGAAGACAUUCGGAGCUUGGCCAAGAAGACGCUUAGGUUGAGUUCAUUGUUUCGAGGGGGAGAAUGAUGGUGCGAAGACUUGCUUGAGCAAUUUUUCAACUGGUUGAUACUAGUUACGGGCUAAUUACUCUGAAAGUUCUGAUAAAUUUGUAAAUAAAAUUUUGGAUGAUUAUUUGGUAUAGUAUAUAGCAAAGGACAUAUAUGACGUAUACAUACGAUCACGAUUAGUGAAAUAUUACUCAUGUUGAACACAUUGUAAUUGAAAACAGUAUUUGUUCCAA
Messenger RNA from Salvia hispanica, 3667 nucleotides. It is a transcript of the gene MRH2, whose product is annotated as Armadillo/beta-catenin repeat family protein / kinesin motor family protein. Gene Ontology annotation, biological process: microtubule-based movement; spindle elongation; mitotic spindle assembly. The record is from RefSeq and is a predicted model, not a curated record. Gene Ontology annotation, molecular function: plus-end-directed microtubule motor activity; microtubule binding; ATP binding. Gene Ontology annotation, cellular component: mitotic spindle; spindle microtubule. Lineage: Eukaryota; Viridiplantae; Streptophyta; Magnoliopsida; Lamiales; Lamiaceae.